ACAGAGACCAAGGCGGUGGAGGAGGGGCUGACGCCGCAGGAGAUCUGCGACAAGUACAACGCCGUCCACGCCGACAUUUACCGCUGGUUCGACAUCUCCUUUGACUACUUUGGCCGCACCACCACGCCGUACCAGACCACCAUUGCCCAGGACAUCUUCCAGCGCCUGCUGGCCCGUGGUUUCGUUUUUUACGUCUGGUUCGACGCUCCCAUCGGGUACUUGUCCAUUACGGCCAACUACACCGACCAGUGGGAGAGGUGGUGGAAGAACCCCCAGCAGGUUGAGCUUUACAACUUCAUGGCCAAAGACAACGUCCCAUUCCACAGCGUCAUAUUCCCCUGCUCCCUCCUGGGUGCUGAUGACAACUACACCCUGGUGAACCACCUCAUUGCCACAGAGUACCUGAACUAUGAGGACGGGAAGUUUUCCAAGAGCAGAGGGGUGGGAGUGUUUGGGGACAUGGCCAAGGACACGGGGAUCCCUGCGGACAUCUGGCGCUUCUACCUGCUGUACGUGCGGCCCGAAGGGCAGGACAGUGCCUUCUCCUGGAGCGACCUCAUGCUCAAGAACAACUCGGAGCUGCUAAACAACCUGGGGAACUUCAUCAACAGGGCUGGCAUGUUCGUGUGCAAGUUCUUUGGUGGCGCUGUCCCCAACAUGGUCCUGACACUGGAUGACAAGCGGCUCUUGGCCCGCGUCACCCUGGAGCUGCGCCAGUACCACCAGCUGCUGGAGAAA
This is a messenger RNA of Opisthocomus hoazin, 738 nucleotides long. The record is from RefSeq and is a predicted model, not a curated record. NCBI's taxonomy places the organism in Eukaryota, Metazoa, Chordata, Aves, Opisthocomiformes, Opisthocomidae.